UCGGUGCUGCGCGGCCAUGGCGGGGCUGGAGCCGCUGUACGCCUGGGCUCGGGCCGCCGUGUCGCGGCCGCAGGACGCGCUGAUCUGUGCCGUGCACUGGGAGCUGGUCCGGCACGGCUACCGCUGCCUCGGCAACGGCGACCAGGCAGGUCCUGAUGAGAGGAGGUCGGAGCUGUUGCCCGCUGGCUGGGAGGCCAACAAGGAGCUGUACACGCUGCGCUACCAGGCGCUGGCCGGGGCCCGUGAGCUGCUGCUCAAGGCCAUCAUGGUGGACGACAGUAUGAUCCUCAAUGUCAUGGAUUGCAGUUCUCAGAAGGUGGCAGAUGUGACCUUGUCAGUGGCUGACUACAUCAACCCAGAGCAUCUGGAUGAUUUCCACAAAGUGUACAAGAACACUGAGGAGCUGAGGACCAGGAUUGCUUCGGGCAUCAUUGCUCCCCUCGGAAUCCCCACAGAAAAAGCCCCAAAGGAGCCUGAGGCUGGGGAGAAGGAUCCUGACCUGCUCCGGGAUUCCCACCCCCUGAGGGACCCUCCCCGGCAGCCGCUGGGCGCGAGGCCACCGUCCUGGCCUUCCCCCGUGAACCCCUUCGCUGUCGGCGGGGAAGACCUGGACCCUUUUGGAGGCCGCAGCGGGGGAAUGGUGCUGGAUCCUCUGCGCUCCGGCUUCCCCCGGCCCGGCAUCGACCCUUCCUCGGGCAUCCCCGGCCGCCUGCCCCCGGGCGCCGUCCCGCCGGGCGCCAGAUUCGACCCCUUCAGCCCGGUGGGCACCGGCAGGGCUGGGCCGGAUCCCGACCACCUUCCCCCUCCGGGCUACGACGACAUGUUCAUGUGAGGAGUCCCCUCGUGCCCUGAGCGCUCUGGGGUGCAGGGACACUUCCCCCCUCGGUGGGCACUUCCCCCCUCGGUGGCCUUUGAUCUUCUCAGCAGCGUUUUCCCUCUCCCCAUUCGGGGCCACCCUCCUGUCUCAGCCCAGCCAUAAAGGUUUCCCUGGGUGCUGCA
Molecule: messenger RNA, 999 nt
Organism: Colius striatus (speckled mousebird)
Lineage: Eukaryota; Metazoa; Chordata; Aves; Coliiformes; Coliidae
Gene: PSMF1
Product: proteasome inhibitor subunit 1
Exons: 7
Coding region: 17-832 (271 amino acids)
Biological process (GO): proteasome-mediated ubiquitin-dependent protein catabolic process
Molecular function (GO): proteasome binding; endopeptidase inhibitor activity
Source: RefSeq, a predicted model, not a curated record